Messenger RNA from Musa acuminata AAA Group (dessert banana), 963 nucleotides. Its product is annotated as E3 ubiquitin-protein ligase ATL4-like. The record is from RefSeq and is a predicted model, not a curated record. Gene Ontology annotation, biological process: protein ubiquitination. NCBI's taxonomy places the organism in Eukaryota, Viridiplantae, Streptophyta, Magnoliopsida, Zingiberales, Musaceae. The transcript has a single exon. The coding region runs from base 1 to 762 and encodes 253 amino acids.
AUGCCUUCUCUCGACUCCUCUCCUCCUCCGCUUCCCUUCCAAAUCCCAACUCCCGCUGACUACAGCGGCCUCUCGUCGUCGUCGUCGUCGUCAUCCUCUUCGUUCAACGCCAGCCUCAUCAUUAUCGCUGCCAUCCUCGCCGCUGUCUGCCUCGCUUCUGCAACCUUCCACCUCCUCCUCCGCUUUCUCUCCCGCGCUUCCUCCUCCUCACCGCAGCUCAUCCACCACAACCCGUCCACGCCAUCGACGAGGUCAUCGUCGUCCGACGGGCACCGGUUGGCCCGGGUGGAGGCCCUCCCCAUCCUCCACUUCGACGCCGUCCGCACCUCCUCCCCGCCGGACUGCGCCGUCUGCCUCUCCCGCUUCCGCCCCGGCGAUCAGCUCCGCCUCCUCCCCGCCUGCCGCCACGCCUUCCACUCCCCCUGCAUUGACGCCUGGCUCCUCUCCCCCGCCGCCUCCUGCCCCCUCUGCCGCUCCCCCGUCCACCUCCCCCCACCGCCGCCGCCGCCCCCGCCCCCGCUUCCUCCGGCGCUCCCAGUGACGGCCACCGCCGAGGAGCCGUCCCCGGCCGGCGGAGGCGAGCGGGGGUGGUUGAAGGAGUACGUCGACCGGCUAGCUUCCUCCGCCUCCUCGUCCUUCUCCUCGCUCCGCUUCUCCGACAGGUGGAACCGCCCAGCCAGCUGGGACUUGGAAAACCCCGACGACGGCAACACCGCCACGUCGGCCCAACGUACAACACCAUGUGGCAGCGCCGUAAAUUAACCCCAUCUCGUUGGGCAAAUCGCGAAAUCCGACGCUGCUUCGUCGCCGAAGGUUGUUGCGGAUAAAUUGAUGUGAAAGAAAGGUCACGAGAUCGGACACAAUUACCAGAUCUGCCACUCAGCUGUUGUGGUCAGAGCAGCGGCGGAGUCGAUGCGGGUUGGUCGAACUAUCUCUUCUGCUGCUGCGCGUCUUCAGAUUGCC